ACGCUUAAACCCAUCAAAUCAAAGUCACAAAGUUCCUCAACUGCUAGGGCUGAUAAAAAACUCCUAGCUCCCCUUUUUAAAAACCUGCCGUGUUCCGCAUGGCCAAGGUAACGCCCCGCGCUCCCGCGUCUAGACGCGCUAGCCUCUGUGCUUCCAGUGCUUGCCGCGUAGCUCAGCUCGAGCAUGGUCGCAGCUCAGGGGUUAGAGGGGUUCGACUGCCGAUCGAGGGGGUCGCGGGUUCAAAUCCCCUUGCUGUACGUCGCUUUGCUUAGAAGGCAUUCUGCUAAAUGAACACAUUGUAUUCCAUCAGAUGUAGGUCUCACUGGAUAGGUGAGACGCAGCGCAUGACAUGCAUUUCAAUAUCGACGAGAAGGACACAAUGCUGCCUGUUGUUUUUGCUUCAACAGCUGUCUACCGUCUGGUCUCUUGGCUCACUUCAAUGACAGGGAGGCCGAUAGACGCUGACUAUAAGAGAACUAGCAAUCUCACCACGCUCCCAAGUGGUAGAAGGGGAUACCAGAAAUAAGCUUGUGGGCCUGAAUUAGUCUUAACGUUUGAAUCGCCUCCGUUAACCCCCUUGUUCACCAAGAUAAUCGUUCUUUUUAGCGCUGUGCUUUAGGAAAGGAACAGUUUGGUUUCUCGGUCGAGAGGUGUCAGAGAGGGUCUGCUCAGGAACACAGGCCCCGUUGACGCUCUGUAGUCGGAGACGGAUCACGCCACCGGACACGGCCCGAGGUGACAUCACUGGCGUGUCACGUGACCUAGCACACCCAGUCCCUGGUCUACAUGUGUCAGGCUGAGUCAGAGUCAGGGCUGCUUUCCACUUCCUGUUUUCACCACCCUGAGUAUCUCACAGGCAAUGCAUGCCGACCGUCGAAGCAAACAACCUUAUCCUCUGGAGAUCUGAUGAGGGUUGGAAAGGUCGAAUCCAGAUGGUGGAUCAAUAUCCAUAUCUUUAGAUAUCUUUAUUUCCUUUGAUUGAAGAUUGCAGGUUCAAAUCCCCCCCACCCCGCUCAAUGAAUGAAUGCAUGCUUCCAUUGUCCUUGUAGCCUUAUCUCCAGGAGUUCUGAUGGGGUUGGAUGGGUCUGAGUGCGAUGCUAGGCAACUAGGCAUGCUUAUCUCCCGUAACUCUUGACACGGUUGGAUAGGUCUAAUCCAGAUGGUGGAACACCAUCGAUCUGCCGAGGCAGAUGGAGGUACGUGUGUCUCAUGACGAACGCAUUCGUGGAGAGUUGAAAAGGUCAAGGGCUACGACUGGAUACUUUUUUGGUUUGAAUAAAACAUGGAUGAAGUGGGAAUGCAACGAAAGGAACGAACACGAUCCUUAGCAGGACUAGAAUCUCCUUAGAGGUAGCUGUAACCAAGUACCACUUCACACUUCACAAAUUAACAAGAGUUAUUGGCAACAAAAUACUUCAUUUACAGUCUUCUUCAACAGUCAAGGAUUAAAAAAUAAACGCUCAUAUAAAUCCAUAAUAAUCCAAGUGAUGGAUGCACUUGAGGCGUGAGCCUCGCGGCGUCAAGGCGUCGUCUGACGCGGCCGUGUUCCCGUCGUUCCAGGCCGAGCCUCCCAAGAAGCCGUCCAACUGGCGCAGGAAGCACGAGGACUUCAUCGCCACCAUCCGAGCCGCCAAGGGCCUCACCCAGGUGCUGAAGGAGGGCGGGCCCCUGCCCCCGCCCCCGCCGCCCUCCUACGACCCAGAUUAUAUCCAGUGCCCGCACUGUGCCAGAAGGUUCAGUGAGAACGCCGCAGACAGACACAUCAAGUUCUGCAAGGAGCAGGCUGCCCGCAUCGCCAACAAGAGCAAGUCAGUCGGGGAGCCCAAGAAACCAGCCACACGCACGCAGUACAAGCCUCCUGCUGCGAAGAAGGUCACCUCUCCUGCCGUGUCUGUGUCUGCAGUCUCCAACUCUCCCUCUUCAUCGCGCCUGCCUCAGAGGUCUACCUCCGGUCUGCCCUCUGGGAUUCCAUCCAGUAAGGUCCCCUCUGCUGGAUUAGGGAGGAGUAUCUCCUCAGGAUACACCACCCCUCCCUCGGGCCUGACCAGUCCUCCAUCAGGGGCUGGAGUUAAGGCCCGGCCUGUAGGCCCCUACGGCCCAGGGAGGAACGCCCAGUCUGGAGCAGGGCUCAACAAGAGGAAAGUCUACAACGCUGAGCAUUACAACUCCAGGAACGAGGCGGACAACGGCGGAACGCAGAGCAAGUUCUGUCACGAGUGUGGAACCAAGUACCCGGUGGAGCUCGCCAAGUUCUGCUGCGAGUGCGGAGUCAGGAGGAUGUGCAUCUGACCGCUGCCAAAGGGGACGGGAGGAGAGAAGGUCAAGGACGAACGAGGGAAAAAAAGAGGAGGGGGAAGAGAAAGAGAGCAGAGCUGUUAGAAGAACACAUGAAGGGAGAUGAAACCAAACUGAAAUAGAAAAUGUCACUAUAACCCUAACUGCUUGGCAUACCAGUGUGCACUCCCACUGAAAGCUCUGAUUU
Messenger RNA from Hypomesus transpacificus, 2482 nucleotides. RefSeq names its product zinc finger, C2HC-type containing 1A (gene zc2hc1a). Lineage: Eukaryota; Metazoa; Chordata; Actinopteri; Osmeriformes; Osmeridae. The transcript has 8 exons. The record is from RefSeq and is a predicted model, not a curated record. Bases 1492 to 2289 code for a protein of 265 amino acids.